This is a messenger RNA of Zymoseptoria tritici IPO323, 957 nucleotides long. RefSeq lists its product as uncharacterized. The record is from RefSeq and is a predicted model, not a curated record. The transcript has a single exon. Bases 1 to 957 code for a protein of 318 amino acids. NCBI's taxonomy places the organism in Eukaryota, Fungi, Ascomycota, Dothideomycetes, Mycosphaerellales, Mycosphaerellaceae.
AUGGAAGAUCUCACCACCACCACGAACGAGCAUGAGCUCUCCUCAACCACAACUCGAUCCUAUGCUACGACGGAGGACCUCACCAUCACGAUGAACAACCUCUACCACAUCUACAACCACCUUUUCCAGCCGACAGACGACUUUGUCCGCACGAUGAACGAUUUCUACCGCAUGUAUGAUGACUUCUUCCUCGCCACGAACGCUGGGCCCGCCACCAACGCGGUCUACGAACUACCCGAGAUCAUGGAAAACAUCAUCACACACCUCCCUACCACCAACAUCCUCCAAGCUAAACUGAUCUCUCAAUACACCAAUUCCCUCAUCACGACCUCUCCAUCCAUCAUUCACGAACUGCUCUUUCCGACUGAGCAAGCACCUGCCGCCGCAUUCGUUCCAAACGCGCUUGGGACCACGAACUUCUUCAUCGUCGAUCAAGAGAAGUGGUUCAUCAUGAAGCCUGACAAUCUCUGUUCUCUGCAACUUGCACCAUCGGAGCGUGGUGACAUCGAGCUCUACUACCACCUUCACCCCGAGCGUCACAUCUCCACCAUUCUACCACCACUCACGGACGCUCAGAAGCAAACUAUCCUCUUCCCAAGAAAAGCCUCAACACGCGUCAACGUGACCAACUGGUCACCGCUCAACCCUAGCUGGAUGUGGAACGACUUGUGGAUGACGUUCAGCAUCCACGUCAAGUCGUGCCGUCUCCAGGAUCUCACCAAUCUUGUCGAAAAGCUCAACGUCAUGCUCUAUCUCAUCAAUGAGAAAGAGGCUCGCGAAGUCGAGAAGGCGGACGACUGGAAAAUCAAGCUGAUCGAGCUCGUGGAGGAGAAGAACGUCGUCCCCGGACCACAGCUCACCGAGCACGAGAAGGCGAUGUUCGUGGAUGGUUCGAAGUUGGAAGUCGGUUUCGGCCACUGGUGGAACGUGCUGAGGAACGAGUACCGCGAUAUCUAG